AUGGAGGUUCUGGCACCCAACAACUCGUCUACCGCGGCGGCGGUGACGUUCAUCACAUUCGUACAAGACCUCAAGCGCAAGACCAAGGCAUGGGGACCCAUGAUCGAGCUCUGUGCAUCGGGCGAGAAGACGCUCGAGCGUUUCAGAUACCAAUUCCCAGACGACUGGCUGUACUCGGACCAACUACGCGGAGAGUGGAGCGCCUACAACGAGAUCCUCAAGCGCAAGAACGACUCGAUCCAGGAGCAGCUCGCCGGCUUACAACUGAAGAUUGUCGCUGAGGACAAGAUCGUAGAGAACAAGAUCAACGACGUGCUCGCAGAGUGGGAGCAGACUCGGCCAGUCCAGGGCAACAUGCGCGCGGAUACGGCCAUGAACACCAUCAAUGUCUUCGAGGGAAAGCUCUCGCGUGUACAGGAAGAGUACGAUCUCGUCUGCCGCGCCAAAGAAGCUCUCGACCUUGAGCUCGUACGGCAUACCCGGCUCGAGCCCGUAUUUGAGGAAUUGCGCGACCUCAAAGCGGUCUGGACAGCGCUGUCGGGGAUAUGGAGCCAGAUCGGAGAGCUGCGAGAGCUUUCUUGGGCGACCGUUCAGCCAAGGAAGUUGAGGCAGCAGAUUGACGGUCUACUGAGCAGUACUAAGGAUAUGCCCACGCGCAUGCGCCAGUACGCCGCGUUCGAGUAUGUCCAGGAGGUCCUCCGUGGUCUGCUCAAAUCCAACUCCCUCGUCGGCGACCUCAAGAGCGACGCUCUCAAGGACAGACAUUGGCGGCAACUUUUCAAGAACCUCAAGACGGCCUCGCAGCCCACUUUGACGCUGCUGACACUAGGCAACGUCUACGACCUGGACCUCAAGAAGAACGAAGCUCUCAUUCGAGAGGUCAUUGUACAGGCGCAAGGAGAGAUGGCUCUCGAGGAUUACAUCAAGCAAGUCAAGGAGACAUGGAGCAAUUACGCCCUGGACCUUGUGAACUACCAGAAUAAGUGUCGCCUGAUCCGUGGCUGGGAUGACUUAUUCAAUAAGUGUGGUGAGAACUUGAACUUCCUCGUGGCGAUGAAGCUUUCACCAUACUACAAGGUAUUCGAGGAGGAGGCUAGCUCUUGGGAAGAAAAGCUGAACCGAAUCCAUGUCUUGUUCGAUGUCUGGAUUGACGUCCAACGCCAAUGGGUUUAUCUCGAGGGUAUCUUCUCCGGCAGCGCAGAUAUCAAGCAUCUACUGCCGGUUGAGAGCGCCCGAUUCCAGAACAUCAAUACCGAGUUCCUCGCUGUCAUGAAGAAGGUGUACAAAUCGCCCUUCGUGCUCGACGUCAUGAACAUCCCUCAGAUCCAGAAGUCGUUGGAGCGCCUUGCCGACCUUUUGAACAAGAUACAGAAGGCUCUCGGAGAGUACCUCGAGCGCGAGCGUGCCUCUUUCCCGCGCUUCUACUUUGUUGGUGACGAGGACCUGCUCGAGAUCAUCGGCAAUAGCAAGGAUAUUCUGCGGAUCAUGAAGCACCUCAAGAAGAUGUUCGCCGGUAUCGCAACCGUACGGCUAGACGACGACUUGACGCAGAUUCAAGCCAUGUCAUCGCGCGAGGGCGAGGAAGUCGUCUUCUACGAGCCUAUCCUGCUCAAGGAUUACCCGAAGAUCAAUGAUUGGCUCUCGCGAAUCGAGUACUCAAUGCGCAUCUCCCUCGCGCACCUCUUGACAGACGCCGUCGACGAGUUACAAGAGUUCUACACCGCUGGCGCAACAAUUCCCACCGAUCGGUUUCUCGCUUGGACGGAGAAGUUCCCGGCUCAGCUGGUCACGCUCGCCAUUCAGGUAGCAUGGACGACGACGAUCGAGACCGCCUUCGAGAGCGGGGCUCCACUAGAUGGCCCGUUGGACAUCGUGCGGCAGAGUUUGGACCUUCUCGCGGACGUUGUGCUCACGGAACUGAGCCCCGUCACGCGCCGCAAGUGCGAGCAUCUCAUCACCGAGCUCGUGCAUCAACGUGACGUGACGCGCUCCCUGAUUCAACAGCGCGCGAGCAACAACAAGACUUUCGCCUGGCUGUACCAGAUGCGUUUCUAUCUAGACCGUACUCAAGAGCCCCUCGAGCGUUUGGCCAUCCGCGUCGCCGAUGCCACCUUCCCAUACGGAUGGGAGUACCUAGGUGUACCCGACCGCCUCGUUCAGACGCCUCUUACGGAUCGUUGCUACCUCACGCUCACGCAAGCACUUGACAACCAGCUUGGCGGCGCACCCUUCGGACCCGCAGGCACAGGCAAGACCGAGUCUGUCAAAGCCCUCGGUGUCCAGCUCGGUCGCUUUGUGCUAGUCUUCUGCUGUGACGAGACGUUCGAUUUUCAGGCCAUGGGUCGUAUUUUCGUUGGAUUGUGUCAGGUCGGCGCGUGGGGAUGCUUUGACGAGUUCAAUCGGCUGGAGGAGAGGAUUUUGAGUGCUGUCAGUCAGCAGGUACAGAGCAUUCAGCAAGGUCUUGCGGCAUUAGUGAAGAAUCCAAACGCGGAGAUCGAGUUGGUUGGGAAGAGUCUCAAGAUCAACAAGAACAUCGGUAUCUUCAUCACCACCAAUCCGACAUAUGCCGGUCGUUCACAAUUGCCGCCGAAUUUGACGAAGCUCUUCAGGCCGAUGGCUAUGACCCGUCCAGACCGCGAGCUCAUCGCACAAGUCAUGCUAUUCUCGCAAGGUUUUCGUACUGCCGAGUCCCUUGCCUCCAAGAUCGUUCCCUUCUUCAACUUGUGCGAUGAACAACUUUCCCCGCAGCCCCACUAUGACUUCGGUCUGCGCGCACUCAAGGCUGUACUUGCGAGUGCCGGUAUUCUCAAGCGUGAACGCAUGCAGCUGGCGCGCGAGGCAGGCGAGAACUUCGACGUCGGCGGUAUCUCGGACGCCACCUCAGAGCAGGUUAUCGUCAUCCAGAGCGUCACCGAGACAAUCGUGCCGAAGCUUGUCGCGGACGAUGUACCUCUCUUGACAUCGCUCCUUGCCGAUGUAUUCCCCGGCACGGAGUAUGUCCCUGUCGACCUCGGUGCCCUCCGCGAACACAUCGGGAAAGUCUGUGACGAACGCAGACUUGUGCAAGGCGAGCGCUGGAUUAGCAAGAUCCUUCAGCUGUACCAGAUCCAGAAGAUUCAGCAUGGUCUUAUGAUGGUCGGCCCAUCCGGUAGCGGCAAGACGAACGCGUGGCAGGUCCUACUCGCUGCCCUUGAGCGACUGGAUGGCGUCGAAGGUGUUGCGUAUGUUAUCGACCCUAAGGCGAUGCACAAGGACGCGCUAUACGGAACUCUUGAUCAAACGACACGCGAGUGGAACGAUGGGCUCUUUACGCACGUGUUGCGUAAGAUCGUGGACGAUGUUCGUGGAGAGAGCGCAAAGCGGCACUGGAUAAUCUUCGACGGCGAUGUCGACCCUGAGUGGGUUGAAAACUUGAACAGUGUUCUCGACGACAAUAAGCUUCUAACGUUGCCGAACGGUGAACGUCUGAACUUACCAUCAAACGUCCGCAUCAUGUUCGAGGUCGAGCACCUCCGUUAUGCCACCCUUGCUACUGUCAGUCGCUGUGGAAUGAUCUGGUUCAGCGAGGAUGUCGUUGAGCCGUCAAUGGCCUACCGCCAGUACCUCACUGCACUCGCCACUGUACCGAUAGACGCAGAAGACGAGGACGCUGCUGAGCUUCCUGGGCGGCGUCCAGCGGACGACAAUGCGGCCACCAGUGCCAAUCUCAUCACGCAGAAGGAGAUCGCGACCAUUCUGGAGCCUUACUUCGCCGAUGGCGAACUGGUCAGCGCGGCACUCGGCUAUGCAUCGUCCAUUGAACACAUCAUGGAUUUCACGGACACGCGCGCCCUCAACACACUGUUCUCGCUCCUGAACAAGACCGUUCGCAACGUACUUGAGUACAACUCGCAGCACCCCGACUUCCCCCUUGCGCCCGAUCGCGUCGAGCAGUACGUCUCAAAGCGCCUACUCGUCAGUCUAGUCUGGGCAUUCUCUGGAGACGCCAAGCUUGACUUGCGCGCGGAACUGGGCAACUUUCUCGCGAAGCAAACCGGCAUUGAUCUACCUCCGUUACAGCCAGGGAGCUCGCUCAUUGACUACGAUGUUCAAGUCGGCUCCGGCGAUUGGGCGGCAUGGGCGGGCAAGGUACCGCAGAUCGAGAUCGAGCCUCACGCCGUCACUGCGUCGGACGUGGUCGUGCCCACUAUGGACACUGUGCGCCACGAGGAGGUCUUGUACUCCUGGCUAUCAGAGCACAAGCCGCUCAUGCUCUGCGGUCCCCCCGGUUCCGGAAAGACGAUGACGCUCUUCAGCGCGCUCCGCAAACUCCCGGAUAUGGAGGUCGUAGGCCUGAACUUCUCGAGUGCAACGACGCCCGAGCUCAUCCUGAAAACCUUCGAGCAGUAUUGCGAGUAUCGCAAGACGCCCAACGGGGUCAUUCUCGCUCCCAUUCAGCUCGGCCGCUGGCUCGUCGUAUUCUGUGAUGAGAUCAACCUGCCCGCAGCGGACAAGUACGGCACGCAGCGCGUCAUUUCCUUCAUCCGUCAACUCGUCGAGUGCGGUGGGUACUGGCGCACAACGGACAUGUCCUGGGUCAAGCUAGAGCGCAUCCAAUUCGUCGGCGCGUGCAAUCCGCCUACUGAUCCCGGUCGCGUGCCGCUCAGUCAUCGUUUCCUUCGUCAUGCGCCACUUGUCAUGGUCGACUAUCCUGGAGAGGUUUCCCUCAAGCAGAUCUACGGCACCUACGUUCGCGCGAUUCUCAAAGUCGUUCCGAAUCUCCGCGGUCAUGCAGAGCCACUCACAGACGCUAUGGUCAUGUUCUAUCUCGCGUCGCAGAAGCGCUUUACGACCGACAUGCAAGCGCAUUACGUAUACAGUCCGCGUGAGCUCACACGCUGGGUGCGUGGCAUCUACGAGGCGAUUCGACCACUCGAGGUACUGAGCGUGGAAGGUCUGGUACGCGUAUGGGCCCACGAGUGUUUGCGCUUGUUCCAGGACCGUCUUGUUUCUGAGGAGGAGAGGCAAUGGACCGACGAGAGGAUCGACCAGAUGGCGAUGGAACACUUCCCCACGAUCAACCAGGAGGAGGCCCUCAUGCGGCCUAUCUUGUUUUCUAACUGGAUGUCAAAGAACUACAUGCCGAUCGACCGCGAACAACUGCGCGAGUACACCAAAGCUCGUCUGCGUGUAUUCUACGAGGAAGAACUAGACGUGCCGCUGGUGUUGUUCAAUGACGUGCUCGACCAUGUUCUUCGUAUCGACCGUGUCUUCCGCCAGAUUCAGGGCCACAUGCUGCUCAUCGGUGUUAGUGGUAGUGGAAAAACCACGCUAUCGCGCUUCGUCGCCUGGAUGAACGGCCUCAGCAUCUUCCAGAUCAAGGUUUCCAACAAGUAUACCGGUGACGACUUCGACGAGGACCUGCGUAUAGUGCUCAAGCGUUCCGGUACGAAGGGCGAGAAGAUCUGCUUCAUCAUGGACGAAUCCAACGUCCUCGACUCCGGUUUCCUCGAGCGCAUGAACACGCUCUUAGCGAACGCCGAGGUCCCGGGUCUGUUUGAAGGCGACGAGCACGCUGCACUCAUGACAGCCUGCAAGGAGGGCUCGCAGCGCGACGGCUUGAUGCUUGACUCACACGAAGAACUGUACCGCUGGUUCACGCAACAAGUCGCAAAGAACCUCCAUGUCGUCUUCACCAUGAACCCACCGGAGAAUGGACUUGCAUCUCGCGCCGCGACAUCGCCCGCCUUGUUCAAUCGCUGCGUGCUGGACUGGUUCGGUGACUGGUCCGACCAGGCAUUCUACCAGGUUGGCAUGGAGUUCACGCACACCCUCGAUCUCGAUCUCUCGUCAUACUCCCCGCCUGCACACUUCCCCAUCGCGUACCGCGAGCUCUCUUUGCCGCCCAUCCACCGCACAGCCGUCGUGAACGCGCUCGUCUUUGUGCACAUGUCGAUGUACCAGAUUAACCAGCGCCUCAGUCGGCGUCAAGGCCGGUACAACUACGUCACGCCUCGACACUACCUCGACUUCAUCAACCACUACGUCCGUCUCUAUAAUGAGAAGCGCGACGAGCUCGAGGAACAGCAGCGUCACUUGCACGUCGGGCUCGAUAAGCUCCGCGAUACGGUCACUCAAGUCGAAGAUCUGCGGAAGAGUCUCGCGGUCAAGCGCACACAGCUCGAGGCGAAGGACAAGGAGGCCAACGAGAAGCUGCAGCAGAUGGUCCGCGAUCAGCAGGACGCUGAGCAAAAGAAGGCGGCAUCGAUCGAGAUCCAGGCCGCCCUCGUCGAGCAAGAUAAGAACAUCGAGCAGCGCAAGUCUGUCGUCAUGGCCGAUCUCGCCGACGCCGAGCCGGCCGUGCUCGACGCGCAGGCUGCCGUCAGCAGCAUCAAACGUCAGCAUCUGCAGGAAGUCCGUGCUAUGGCGAACCCUCCUGAGCCCGUCAAGCUCACCAUGGAGUCCGUCUGUACUGUCCUCGGCCACAAGAUCGAUAGCUGGCGUACCGUCCAGGGACUCAUCCGUCGUGACGAUUUCAUUCAGCGCAUCGUCAACUUCGACACGGCGAACCAGAUGACGCGCCAUGUCCGCGAAACGAUGAAGAAGAACUUCCUGAGUCACCCGUCCUUCAACUACGAGACGGUCAACCGAGCAUCGAAGGCGUGUGGUCCGCUCGUCAAAUGGGUCAUUGCGCAGGUCCGCUUCUCCGAGAUUCUCGACCGUGUCGAACCACUUCGCAACGAGGUGCAAUCUCUUGAGGACCAGGCGGAGCAGACGAAGCAGCAGGCGUCGACUAUCAUCAACAUGAUCAAGGAGUUGGAAGCCAGCAUUGAGCGCUAUAAGGGCGAGUACGCUCUCUUGAUUAGUCAGACCCAGGCUAUUAGGAGCGAGAUGGAGCGUGUGCAGAGCAAGGUCGACCGCUCGAUGCAACUACUCGAGAGUUUGUCCUCAGAGCGCGUCCGUUGGGAGGCAGGUAGCGCGACAUUCGAUGCGGAAAUGAGCACUAUCGUCGGUGACGUCUUGCUCUCCGCCGCGUUCCUCGCCUAUGGUGGCUUCUUCGAUCAGGCGUACCGCGAGGGCAUGUGGCAUGAAUGGACCAGCCAUCUCAUGGAGGCGAACGUGAAGUUCAAGCCCGAACUCGGCUUCACUGAAUACCUCUCAACCGCCGACGACCGGCUUAGUUGGCAGUCAAAGGGCCUUCCCUCCGACAACCUCUUUACGGAAAACGCCAUCAUGCUCAAGCGCUUCAGCCGCUAUCCGCUCAUCAUCGACCCUACAGGUCAGGCAACGAACUUCCUACUCAACGAAUACAAGGAGCGCAAGAUCACCGUCACGAGCUUCCUCGACGAGGCCUUCCUCAAGGUCCUCGAGAGUGCUCUGCGUUUCGGAAAUGCGCUGCUCAUUCAGGAUGUCGAGCAUCUUGACCCUAUCCUGAAUGCCGUUCUCAACAAAGAGAUCCGUCGCACUGGUGGCCGUGUUCUCAUACGGCUUGGCAGCCAAGACAUCGACUUCUCGCCAUCGUUUACGAUGUUCCUCACAACACGUGAUCCGUCCGUCGAGUUCUCUCCGGAUAUCUGCAGUCGUGUCACAUUCGUCAACUUCACGAUGACAAGGAGCAGUUUGCAGAGCCAGUCGCUAGAUCAAGUGCUUAAGGUUGAGCGCCCCGACACGGAGCAGAAGCGCACGGACCUCAUGAAGGUCCAGGGCGAAUUCCGAGUGCGCUUGCGCACGCUCGAGAAGUUGCUUUUGCAAGCGCUCAACGAGUCAACCGGCAACAUUCUCGACGACGACAAGGUCAUUGAUACGCUGGAGACUUUGAAGAGGGAGGCUGCCGAGAUUACUCGCAAGGUCGAGGAGACAGACGUGAUCAUGAAAGAAGUUGAACAAGUCACAGCGGAAUACCUGCCCAUUGCGCAAGCAUGCAGCGCUGUAUUCUUCGUUCUCGAACAGCUCAAUCUCGUCAAUCACUUCUACCAGUUCUCCUUGCACUUCUUCCUCGAGAUCUUCGAACACGUCCUGCACCACAACCCGCAUCUCCAAGGCGUCACGGAUCACGCUGCACGCCGGGAGAUACUUCUCAAGGACCUCUUCCUCAUCAUCUACAAGCGCACGUCUCGCGCACUCCUGCAUCGUGACCACGUCAUGCUCGCUGUGCUUCUCGCUCAAGUUAAACUACGAGGCAUCGAGGACAUCGCGGACGAGCUUGAGUUCCUGCUUGAAGCGGGCGAUCCGGCAGUGGCAACGGAGAUUGAGAAACCUAUCGCAGGCCUCACUGCAGACCAACAACGCCGUCUGGAGUUCUACGCGAAACAGACUCUCUUCAAGCCCGUACAAACGCACGUCCUUGAUCACGAGGAUCAAUGGGCUGAAUGGGUCAAGUCUCCGCAGCCUGAGAAGUCCGUUCCGGCACCCUGGGAGCCUGGCACUCCCGCUCUGGAGGCCAUACGAUCGGUGCUCAUUAUCCGAUGCCUUCGCCCAGAUCGCCUCCUGCAGGCUCUUUCGCCUUUCGUGCAAACCGUCUUCGAAGUCGACAUGGCGGGAGAAUCUUCUUACGACUUGGGAACCGUGGUCAACGAGGAGGUGAAAUCGCAAACGCCGUUGGCACUCGUCUCCGUACCGGGUUACGAUGCAAGCUACCGCGUCGAGAGCUUGGUUCAGACAACGCAGACUCGUUGUUCCUCUGUGGCCAUGGGCUCGCAAGAGGGUUUCGCUUUGGCCGAUCAAGCCAUCGGUGUUGCCUCACGCCAAGGCACUUGGGUCCUGCUCAAGAACGUCCAUCUCGCACCAUCAUGGCUCGGCCAGUUGGAGAAGAAGCUGCAAACGCUCAAUGCGCACCGCAAUUUCCGUGUUUUCCUCACUAUGGAGGCAAACCCAUCCAUCCCUGUCAACAUUCUCCGCCAAUCGCGCAUCUUCAUGAACGAGCCACCUCCCGGUAUCAAGGCCAACCUAUCCGACUCGUUGCGCUCCAUUGGACCAGGUCGUCUGUCACAAGGCCCGGCCGAGAAAGUUCGGUUAUACUUCCUGCUUGCCUGGUUCCAUGCCGUCGUGCAGGAGCGUUUGCGCUACGUACCUCUUGGUUGGAGCAAGUCGUACGAUUUCAACGACUCAGACAUGGCCUCCGCAUUCACCACUAUCGACCACUGGUUGCAUUCCAUCGCGAAGGGGCGCGCGAACGUCGACCCAGCCCAAAUCCCCUGGGAUGCUAUCCGGACACUCGUGAAGCAGUCUGUGUAUGGUGGUCGUGUAGACAGCGACUUUGAUCAGCGCAUUUUGGACGCCUUUGUCGACGGUCUAUUUACGCCUGCUGCUUACAACGUGGAUUUCGAUCUGGUCUCGAGCAACAACGCGGCACACAUGCUGACAGCACCGGACGGCACGAAACUGGACAACUUCCUUGCCUGGGUCAAGGGUCUGCCUGACCGUGAACCACCGUCCUGGCUAAGCUUGCCACCUACGGCUGAGCGUGUCAUUGCCAUCUCGCAGGGUAACGAGCUUCUCGGCAAACUCCGCAAGAUGCGCACGCUUGCAGACGAUGAGGAGGAUGCAUCAACGAGCGGACCCGCAAGCGCGUCUGCCUCACAGCAGCCAGCAUGGAUGCGCACUCUACAUGAUCGCAGCAAGGAAUGGCUUGAACAGCUCCCUCAGAACUUCAAUACGCUGCAGAAGCAGUCGGGCGACAACCAAGACCCUCUCUUCCGUCUCUUCGCGCGCGAGGGUGGUAUCGGCGCUAAGCUACUUCGCUCAGUACGCAAGGAUCUCGCGGAUAUCGUGCUCGUCUGCAAGGGCGAACUCAAGCAGACGAAUCAUCUGCGCACGCUCAUGAGCUCUCUGACGAAGGGCACCAUCCCCGACCACUGGCGGAGAUACAAGGUUCACAAGAACAUGUCCGUGUCAGAGUGGGUACCCGACCUCGCGAGGCGACUCGCGCAGUUGGAUACUAUCGCGGGUCUCGACAACCUCUCGAACGUCGAGGUUUGGUUGGGUGGCUUGUUCUUCCCCGAGGCAUACAUCACUGCGACGCGCCAGGCCGUCGCGCACCGCAAGAAAUGGUCGCUAGAGACUCUGCAUAUGCGCCUCGACAUUGAACGUGUAAACGACCCUGGCGCUUUCAUUGUGGACGGGCUUGUGCUUGAGGGUGCAUCGUGGGUCGAGGAACAACUCGUUCUCAACCAGGGCGAGUCCGUCCGCCUCAACCCAUCGCAGAUACGUUGGAUCCAGAUCGAGGACGUCUCGGCGGCGGAUACCUCUGGGCUCGUCAAUUUACCCGUAUACCUCAAUAACGAUCGCUCGGAUGUGCUCUUCACGCUUGACUUGCCAUUCGAAGGUGCUUCUGCGGCUCAGGUUGCGACUCGCGCUGUCUGCUUGACGGCGGGCGGCUAG
This is a messenger RNA of Peniophora sp. CBMAI 1063, 10359 nucleotides long. NCBI's taxonomy places the organism in Eukaryota, Fungi, Basidiomycota, Agaricomycetes, Russulales, Peniophoraceae. The record is from the annotation of a GenBank genome assembly.